This is a messenger RNA of Drosophila serrata, 1667 nucleotides long. It is a transcript of the gene Dh44, whose product is annotated as corticotropin-releasing diuretic hormone 44. NCBI's taxonomy places the organism in Eukaryota, Metazoa, Arthropoda, Insecta, Diptera, Drosophilidae. Gene Ontology annotation, molecular function: hormone activity. The record is from RefSeq and is a predicted model, not a curated record. Gene Ontology annotation, cellular component: extracellular region.
CCUGUUGCGUUCGAGAUUCGAUGGUGGCACCACCAGGAGCCAAAGAAACAGCAGCCACACCAGCAGUACCAGCCACUCUAGCAGCAACAGUUUCAGUUUGAGUUACAGGAUCCCGUUUCCAGUUUUCGGCGCGGUGCGUGAAAACAUAAAAUAAAUUGGAAACACGAAAGAUUAAUAGGUCACUAAUAGCUGCUGAAUUUAACACACGCGAAGUAUCUCGAUCGUCAUAAAUCAAUCCGUAUCCGUCGCGCGUCGGAGAUCCAUCCACAUCGAAAUUAGGGGCAAUUACCACUGAUAAGAAUGAUGAAAGCCACAGCGUGGUUUUGUCCGGUGUUAUUAACUUUACUGUGUGCCACGGGGCUCGUUUGCACGGCGCAGCGAGGAGGAGCAGGAGCCGGACCAGGCCCAGGACCAGGACCAGGAGCAGGAGCCGGAGCGGAAGUCGGCGGAAGCGGCCGCACAAACGGAUAUCCUCUGGACUACACAGAUGCACGAAAUAUACAGGAUGACUUUCUGCUCGUGGCCAAGCGCAACAAACCGUCGUUGUCCAUUGUCAAUCCCCUGGAUGUGCUGCGUCAGCGCCUGCUCCUGGAAAUCGCACGCAGGCAAAUGAAGGAGAACUCCCGCCAGGUCGAACUCAACCGCGCCAUCCUCAAGAACGUGGGCAAGCGAGUGCUCCAGCGUCCAGGACCCAAGGUAAGCAGCCGCUUUCGCCAGCAGUGGCCAACCGAGCGGGAACUGGAGCUUGAGCGACAACUGGACCGCGACCAGGAAUGGGAGGAGCCGGAGGAGCUGCGUCAGCACGAGCAGGAGCAGUCACAGCAGCACCAGUUGAGUCGACAACAGCUGCUCUUGCCCUGGCAGCAUUUCCCCAGCCAACUGUGGAGCUACCGAUGGCCGCAGUCUCCGUCACAGUUUGCGGACUCAACACGGACCCAGUCACUACCAGAACCGAAGCAGUUGCUCAGCUAUGCGAAGAAAUCUCUGGACGUGGCCGGAAUGGGACUGGCAUCCAGGCAUCGGGCCAACGGAAAUGAAGCUGCUAACGAAACGAGCCAAGAGCAUGAGAGCGAAGCCAGUAAAAGCUCGGCGAGAUAUGUAGGCGACGAGGAGCAGGAUGACGACGCUAACGACAACGAAAACGACAUUGAGGCGGGACUAGAGGGGUUCGAGCCAAACUGGACCAACGAGGAGGCAGCUGGAAGUGGACGCGGUCGAGGACGCGGACGUGGAGCUGUUGGUGCGGUCAAUGCAAACGACCGCCUGCCCUGGACCUUUCCCUACCGCUUUCACAGGGGCCAUAAUGUUAACUAAUUGAGCGGGAUCGAGCCGCGAGUAAGGAUACACAGAUGCAGAUACAGAUACAUUAACAGAUACAGACACAGAUACUGAGGCGGAGGCCGGUGCCGGUGCCGACAGCUUAGUGGUAAGUGCUAUUAGACGGCUAAUUGCAAAUUGACGGUUCCUAAUGGCAGACGGCAGGCAAAGGCAAUGUUGUGUGUGCACAUACUCCCUCGAUGACGAACCUACCCCACGUUGCUACUUUGCUAGAUGUAUUCGCAUUUGAAUCCUAUAUUUUAUCGAAAAUAACCAACGGUGUAUGUAACGAUUUAUGCUACCUCUCUCACAGAUACUGUUCAAAAAAAUAAAUCCCCCGAUUAAUUACA